GCAAAGAAUUUGACUUGUGCUCAAAAGCGUAUUAACUUUUCUAGAGUCGGAAAAAUUUGAUUUGUUACGGUUAUUGUAGUUUUUUCUUUUGAAAAUAAAACUUGUUAAUAGAUAACAUUAAAAUGGGAUAUCUCUAUGAAAUUUUAGCGUGCUUCUGCAUUAUAUUCGUAGUCGUAAGCUAUGAUAGAACACCAGACAUUCUAAGAAUGGGAACAUUUCUUAUUGGAUCGACUGUGUUUGUACUUAUUUGGAUACCUAUCAUGAUCUUCACACCGCGGAAUUAUCGUAAUGCAUUAGGACCGGCUACUUGCUGCAGAGAUCUUUGUUGGCUGUUAGGCUUCACAAUGGAAGUACGUGGUUUGGAGAAUCUAAUUACGAAAAGUGGUGCUGUAGUAGUUAUGAACCAGCAAAGCGUAUUAGAUCUUUGUGUGUUGGCUCAUUUAUGGCCAGUUAUUGGACAAGCCACUGUCGUUGCAAAGAGGAAAAUGCUGUUUAUACCCAUCUUUGGUUUUGGUGCUUGGCUAUGGGGUACAAUGUUCACUAAUCUUUCACAAAUACCUGAUUCGAUUGAAAUGGUGCAAAAGGAAUCGAAAGCAAUUAAUGAAGGAAAGUGUAAGCUUUUGCUAUUUCCAGAAGGCACACGUAAUUCGGAAGAAACCCUUUUACCCUUUAAAGAAGGCGCCUUUCAUAUUGCAGUGCAUAGUCAAUGCCCUAUCCAACCAGUAGUUAUAUCAAAAUUUGAGUUUUUGGAUAGCAAAACGAAAAUAUUCACGCCUGGACACGCUAUUAUUCAUAUCAUGCCUCCAAUACACACAAAGGGUUAUAAUAUGGAUGAUCUUGACAGAAUUAUCAAACAAACAAGAUAUGUUAUGCAGGCCGAGUUUACCAAACUCAGCCAGGAAGCCAAGGAUAUAAAUUCCAAAGACCGAUCUCACUUAUUUAAAUAGUUCAAUGUAUCAGUUAAAUAGUAUUAAAAAUUAAGAACAACGAUUACAUACAUAUUACAACAUAUAUAAACAAUAUCAACUACAAGGAUUCUAUUUAUUUAUUUAAAAAACUCUACUUUUGAAUCAUAUAUCCUUAUGAUAAAAACU
This is a messenger RNA of Teleopsis dalmanni, 1094 nucleotides long. Its product is annotated as 1-acyl-sn-glycerol-3-phosphate acyltransferase alpha-like. The transcript is spliced from 4 exons. Gene Ontology annotation, molecular function: 1-acylglycerol-3-phosphate O-acyltransferase activity. Gene Ontology annotation, biological process: phosphatidic acid biosynthetic process. The coding region runs from base 123 to 947 and encodes 274 amino acids. Gene Ontology annotation, cellular component: endoplasmic reticulum. NCBI's taxonomy places the organism in Eukaryota, Metazoa, Arthropoda, Insecta, Diptera, Diopsidae. The record is from RefSeq and is a predicted model, not a curated record.